UCCCGCCUUAGCGACGCGCGCUUAGUUGCUAGGGGCAGAGGCGCAGGAGCCGGGUGGAAGCGGCAGAUGCCAGCUUCUCGUGCCUGCGGGCCUUGGUGCCAGCCCGCCGGUGGGUAUGGAGCCUGAGAGAUUAGGAAGUAGCUGUCUGACUAGUUUCCAGAGUCUGAAUGAACUACAGAUCAAAUACAGCAGCUCUCAAAGAAGACCUGUUGUUUUGGAGGGAACACACCUCCCAGUGACUGCAAGGGAUGCUGUUACUCAACUGCCAACUGAAACCAGCUCUUCCUCAGAAAGUUUUCUGUAGGCCCUGGGCUGUGAUGGGGAAACUGCAGAGCAAACUCAGGCACAGCACUUACAAAUACAGCAGACCUGAUGGACAUACAGAAGAGAGAGCCCAGACUAAAGUGUCCCAAGAGUACAGCCUCGCUCACGUGGAUGCCGUCUCUGUGGUUGCUACUCUGAACUCAGACCUUUGUGUCUCUGGAGGAAAAGACAAGACCGCUGUGGCCUAUAAUUGGAAAACUGGACACAUGGUGAAAAGGUUCAGAGGACAUGAGCGGGAAAUCACUAAGAUAGCCUGUGUUCCCAAAUCAAACCAGUUUUUCAGCGCCUCUCGAGACAAGACAGUCAUGAUGUGGGACCUGCAGGGCUCCUCCCAGCCCCAACAGCAGCUGUCUGGCCAUGCCAUGGUGGUCACUGGCUUGGCUGUGAGUCCAGACUCAUCACAGCUGUGCACCGGCUCUCGGGACAACAGUUUGCUUCUGUGGGAUCUGGGGACUGGACAGUGUGUGGAGAGAGCGUCUGUCUCCAGGAACCUGGUCACUCACCUGUGCUGGGUCCCCAGAGAGCCGUAUGUACUCCAGUCCUCUGAGGAUAAGACCAUCAGAUUAUGGGAUAGUCGGGGGCUUCAGAUGGCUCAUGUGUUUCCCACAAAGCAGCAGAUCCAGACCCACUGUGACGUCAGCAUGGAUGGACAUACAUGUAUCUCCUGCAGCAGUGGCUUUGGGGGUGAAGGCUGUGAAGCCACAUUGUGGGACCUAAGGCAGACAAGAGACAGAAUGUGUGAGUAUAAGGGGCAUUUCCAGACAGUUGCAUCCUGUGUCUUUCUACCAAAAUCCAUGGCCUUGAUGCCUAUGAUUGCUACCUCAGCACAUGACUCUACGGUGAAGAUCUGGAACCAAGAUACUGGAGCCUGCCUUUUCACCUUGUCUCUGGAUGGAUCAGGACCCUUGACCUCCCUGGCUGUUGGUGACAUCACCUCCUUGUUAUGUGCCAGUUUCUACAGAGGAGUUCACUUACUCAGAGUGGACCACAGCCGAGGGCUGGAACUUCAGGAAGUGGCAGCCUUCUGAAGCCAAGACAUUGACUGCACAAUAUCAAACCACAGCCCCUCCUUUCUGUCUGGCUCUGUGUUUUUCCACGUGAUCUUGGGGAGCGGGGUACAGAGCUGGUGUUCUUUUCUUAGGGUCAGUUAGAAGGUGUAUUAGGGUUAGAUGUUGGUUCAAAUCCAGGGUGUUUAUUUUGUUUGUUUUAUAAGGUGUAAGCCAGCAUGCCCAAGAAAAUUCAGGGUUAGAAACAUGGACUCAGUAUAAAGUCCUUGAUCUCAGGUAAAUCCAAAUGGAGUUUUUAGUGAGCUUUUGUGACUUACUCUUCAAAAGAAAUGUACUUAUUGCUCAAGAUGAUAAGUUGGAGGCUUGAGAGAGAGAGAGAGAGAGAGAGAGAGAGAGAGAGAGAGAGAGAGAGAGAGAGAGUUGGAGGCCUCUGUGAGAAUGAAAACAUGGGCUGGGUCAUGACGUUCUCCAUGUCUCCAUGAAGGAAAAACCUUUCAAGACAGAUCAAACUGGUAAUAGUGUUGUCUCAUAGAGGAAGUGCAUGGUGGACAGUGAGAUUAAACACAGUCACCUCAAAGCCACUUAGUGCAAGAAAGCAAAAGCCCUGGCUUUGUCAUGGGUAGCAGAUCAGGAGGCAGGAACUCCUACCACCUACCUUUCUGGGCCAGUGUUGCCCAGGGGGCAUGCAAACAAGGACACUGCCCCAUUUUACAGGAGCUAUUAGGCCUGCCGCAUGUACCAAAAAGCAGAGGGGAUGGGAGACUAUGGCCAAGAGAUAAUGCAUUUAUAAUUUGAAUAUUUUUAUUUACAUAAAAAUCAUUACACAUCCACAUCCUCCAUACCUCCCACUCCUGGGGAUGGCCAGAGGCAAGAAGUCAUCUCUGAAACAUUGCAGGAGGAGCACAGAGGGAUGGAAUCAACUGAGCCUGGCCACUGUGCACCCUUCAGUGAGGGUCAAGGUACUUAUGUCACUAUGUGGCUCCCACAAAUCAGUCCUCAGUCUGGAGCUCAGAAGCCCAUUUCCCUUGAGAGAAAGUGGAGGCUUUUUAGUUUUAGAUGCAUCCUAAAAUAAGGCAGCUGAGAUCUGGCCAGAGAAUGACUGCCUUCAUAGCUGCUGGCCACCAUUUCCUCUCUCCCUCUGGCUGUCAGGGUCACAGGGAGAGUAUGUUCUUGAAGGCAUGCAGUCUGACCUGAGUGAAGUUCCAUGGAGCUCACCUUGCAAAAGCUAUGAAAUCUCGGGUUCCUCACAUGUAAUAUGGUGCUCAGGGCCAUACCUCUGUCAUGGGGUGGAUCCUGGGGGCAAGCUGCAAGGGAGUCAGUCACUCAGUGUCC
Messenger RNA from Phodopus roborovskii (desert hamster), 2663 nucleotides. RefSeq names its product WD repeat domain 31 (gene Wdr31). The transcript has 11 exons. The record is from RefSeq and is a predicted model, not a curated record. The coding region runs from base 249 to 1352 and encodes 367 amino acids. Lineage: Eukaryota; Metazoa; Chordata; Mammalia; Rodentia; Cricetidae. Gene Ontology annotation, molecular function: protein binding.